This is a messenger RNA of Cutaneotrichosporon oleaginosum, 1180 nucleotides long. RefSeq lists its product as uncharacterized. The record is from RefSeq and is a predicted model, not a curated record. Lineage: Eukaryota; Fungi; Basidiomycota; Tremellomycetes; Trichosporonales; Trichosporonaceae.
GAACGGGAUCGAUCCAAGAACGUGCGGAACAGAUGCACAAGUUUCUCAAGAAUUAUCUCCCAAGAGGUGUCGGUGUCAACUUUGUUGCCCACUCAAUGGGGGGUCUUGAUUGCCGGCACCUGAUUUCUUCGAUCCAGCCGACGGAAUACAAGCCAUUGAGUCUGACGACGAUCGCUACCCCUCACCAUGGAUCACCCUUUAUGGACUGGUGCGCUGCCAACAUUGGCGUCGGAUCGCAGGAGCUCAAGGAUCACAUUGCCGCAAACUUGCCCUUCACGAUGAAGACGCCGCUGCUCUCGAUCCCCGGCAAGCCCUCACCGAAGGACACGUUUGGCAUAUUCACCUCGGCUCUGACCAACUAUCUUCUAAACAUCUUUGAUUCGCCAGCCUAUUACAAUCUCCGGACCGACUACCUCCGAGACCACUUCAAUCCCGCCACCCCCGACGACCCAAAUGUCAAGUACUACUCGGUCGCGGGUCGCAUUGCCAAGAUGUCGGUUCUACACCCAUUGUGGUUCCCAAAGCUUGUGCUUGACAGUGCGGCUGAGAAGGGAUACCCCGAGGGCGAGACGCCCAAGGGGGAGGCAUAUGAGGGCAAUGACGGCCUCGUUUCGGUCGCUUCGUCCAAGUGGGGCGAGUUCCUCGGCGUCGUGGACGGCUGCCACCACUGGGACCUGCGUGGUGAAGGCGGGUUGUGGCCUGCCACCAACUCGCUCAAGCUGUCGACAGAGAGCAACACGGUCCUAGGCCUUGGCACCGACAUUGAUGAGAGAACCAACUACCAGUCCUCUGACGACAAGGGGCCCGGCGCCAAGCCCGACGAGCAGUUGAAUCGGGCGCAGCAUGACCGUGAUCUCGCAGCAGCACGUCUCAUGUCUCCAGGCAAGACGCCAGACCAGGCCAAGUCCAGCUCAAACGGGUGGGAUAUGGCGAUGGUGGGCCAGCUUGUCGACUGGGUUGGCGACCUCUUCCCUGGUGACAAGAAGGACGCUGAGCGGACGUCACAGUUUGCGGACGCUCAGAAGGAGAUGGACGCUCGCAAGGAGUCGCAAGCAGAGCGCCAGAGGACAGUUGUGCGGGAUAAAUUUGAUCUCGCGCGUUUCUACGGCGGGCUGAUGUUGCGGUUGCGAGAGGAGGGGUUGUAAUGGGUCUGUUGGUCGGGCACAUCCGACAACAGCGG